UUAACGGAGGAAGUAUUUGAAAUUUCCAAUUUUCUAAAACAAAAGAAAGAAAGAAAAAACCGUGUUUCUCUCUUCUGCUUCUUUAUUCUGGUUCACACCUCAAUGGUCCGCCCUAUAUAACUCACCACUCCACCGUCUCUACGCCUCUACCCACCUUCUCUCUCCUCAUUUUUACAGUCGAUUUAUCAAAUAAUCACAAUUUUGGGUCUUUUUUAAUUUUACCCCCAUUUUGGGGUUUUCUGCCGGAAUCAUCAAUUCAUCAUCAUCAGUGUUUUACAUGCUUAAGGGUUGUUAGGCUGGAGCGUUUUAUAGGUGACUCAAAUUGUUUGUAGCAUGAGCGCAAGGGUUUCGAGGGUUAUUCCUCCCAAGAGUACCGCCCGCAACUCACAACGUAGUAAAAUGGUAUUAAAUGUUGAUCUCAAUGUGCCACCUUCUGAUAAUUUUUGUGAGGUUGGCACAUCGAGCCAUGCACCGCCGGUUGAUCAGCAAGUUCAAGCUGGGCAACCGUUGUCUGCACCGCAAGUUGUUGUGCCAAUUGACGUGGAUUCGUUUGAUGACGAUGUCGUUUUAUGCUCUCCAAGGGCCUUUGCGGAGGCCAAAAAUAAUUCAAGGAGGAAUCAAACUAGAAGUAAUGUUGUUGACAUUGAUCAGGAAUCUUCGAGUAGAGUUGCUGCUAAUAACCGUAACAAGCGACAAAGAGGCUCAACAAACCCACCUGUCAUCAAUUGUGAAUCAUAUGUUAUUCCGGAAAGGCGCGGCAAUGGCGUGUGUGGAAAUGGUAAGAGUUGUCAAGCGCAAACAAGAAGCAUGGUUGCACCACCACCACCACCACCACCUCCUCCUCCUCCACCUGAGCCCACAUUCAGUUGUCCUGUUUGCAUAAGUCCUUUGGUUGAAGAGGUGACAACAAAGUGUGGUCACAUUUUCUGCAGGGCAUGCAUUAAGAAAUCAAUUUCUACUCAGGGGAAGUGUCCUACCUGCAGGAGAAAGGUGACAAUGAAAGAUGUAAUCAGGAUCUACCUACCUACUACUAGAUAAAUUUGAGAUUCCUAUCUAUUCAUGUCAAAGAAGGAAAUUCUUGAUGUCUUUCGAUGCUGGUGGAGGUUAGAAAGAAGUCAUUGAUCUUCAGCAAAUUGUUAAUUAAGCCUCCAAUUUAUAAGAAAAAGGACUAUAAGGUUGGGGAGUAUCCCCAUAUGCCAAUAUCCGGGAGUUUGUAAAGUGAUGUCCGUUGUAUUGGUGGAACUUCAGAUGCCCUAAUUUAGGUUUCUCAUUCUUAUUUCUUUCUUCUUUCUUUUAGUAUUAGCCAUCGGGGCUUCAAGGUUACCUCAUCCCAUUGGGUCAUAUUAUUCAAAUGUUGUGGCUGUUGUUGGCCUUUGAUAGAGAUACUAUCAUUGAUACUGUCGGCAAUAUAGAUUAGACAAGCUUAUCAA
Chenopodium quinoa (quinoa) is the source of this 1430-nucleotide messenger RNA. RefSeq names its product polycomb protein Pcl-like. Gene Ontology annotation, molecular function: metal ion binding. The record is from RefSeq and is a predicted model, not a curated record. The transcript has 6 exons. Lineage: Eukaryota; Viridiplantae; Streptophyta; Magnoliopsida; Caryophyllales; Amaranthaceae. The coding region runs from base 334 to 1038 and encodes 234 amino acids.